UCGGAACGGAAGAGCGGCGAUGCACUCUUGCGAAAUGUCAUGGCGGUUACAGAAUGCCUUCGACAUCCUUGACGUGUGAAACAGGUGGCUCCAGGACAUCGCCGAGCCGCGGGUUGUGAAAAAGGUGUUGUGUGCGGGUCUCACAAGGUGUCGAUGCGACGACGGAAUACCGAGUGAAAGGCAGGACAUGACAGCGUAAGCCAGUAGACUGCCCAAAAGUGGUGCGCCGUGAAGAUAGUCUCAGUCUACUGCGAAACGCAGACGUUCCGAAGCUUCACUCUAGAUUAGAGCUAUCCUACAGGGAACCUGUCUGAAUAGAAGAACUGUGCCAGCAACAGAAGGAUGCCUGAGUGCACUGCCUGCACAGGACCCAAGUGAGCCCGCCGUGCAAUCUUUCGCAUGUUGACACCACACUCAGAAGGACCAAAUGUGUCGACAUCGGCGCCUCCACUCCCAUUCGGUCGUCGCCGACUACCAUGACUCCUGCAAGACGGGGGACCUUUGUUUCUUAUGACCCGUCUGCUUAAAUCACGCUCGGUUCGAAUCAAUUAAUUUAGACACUAUUUUUAUUUCUCGUUAUAAUUGUUUCUCUCGUUACUCACUAAGUACCUGUUAGGCGGACGUCGUAUUUUUUUUUAUGUGUCCCGUUCUAUUUCUUAUAUUUUUUAAAACAUUUUUGAAAUGAUAACAAGGCUGAGCUUCCUUCGAGGCAUUUGACAAACACAAAGAGUGGUAGCACAAGUGCGGUGUCUUUGUGUAGGACAUAAAAACAAGAAAGUGCGUGUGAAUUAGGUGCUGUGCGAGUUGACCGGAACCAUGUUGAGGAUGCGAGUGCUUCGCAUGCACACUUGCAAAGUUGUGCUGACGACUUCCCUAGUGUGGUUCGUAGUGGCUGGACUGUUGCUUAUGUAUUACACGGAAUGCAUUGGAACGAACUGUUCGACCAAGACGCAGUCUGUGGAAGGUAUCCCGUCGGCCAAAGGGCUCAGGUCGCCCCGCGGGAAGUUCAGGAGCUGGGUACCCGCUGAGCUGAACACAAAUCCUUCACACUUACCCGGGGAAGGUGGUCGCGCUGUAGUCAUAGGCAAGGAGGAGGAAGCCCUGAAGAAGGAAAAAUUCAAGCUGAAUCAGUUUAACCUCUUGGCCAGCGAUAGGAUUGCACUCAACAGAUCUCUAUCAGACGUCAGGCUAGCCAAGUGUAAAGAUAAAGUGUACCCAGAAAAGCUUCCAACCACGUCGAUUGUGAUAGUUUUCCACAAUGAAGCCUGGUCGACGUUAUUACGGACAGUGCACAGUGUCAUGAGAACAGCACCAAGGGCUUUGCUAGAGGAAAUCAUUCUUGUGGAUGACGCUAGCGACAGGGAGCAUCUUGGGAAACAGCUAGAAGACUAUGUAUCUAAGCUAGAAGUUCCUGUUCAUGUGAUGCGCACUGGUAAGCGGUCCGGCUUGAUCCGUGCUCGUCUAAUCGGUGCUGAAGCCGUCAAGGGACAAGUGAUAACAUUUCUGGACGCUCACUGUGAAUGCACAGAAGGGUGGCUAGAGCCCCUCUUGGCACGCAUUGCAGAGGACAGGACACGUGUUGUGUGUCCUGUGAUUGACGUUAUAAGCGAUGAAACGUUUGAGUACAUUCCUGCCUCGGAUAUGACAUGGGGAGGCUUCAACUGGAAGCUGAACUUCCGGUGGUACAGAGUUCCUCAAAGGGAACUGGAUAGGAGGGGAGGGGACAGGACACAGCCUGUCAGGACGCCUACAAUGGCUGGUGGACUGUUUUGCAUUGACAAGGACUACUUCAACGAACUGGGGAAGUACGACGAAGGGAUGGACAUUUGGGGCGGAGAGAACCUCGAAUUAUCAUUCAGGAUUUGGAUGUGUGGAGGCCAACUGGAAAUUGUGACAUGCUCCCACGUGGGUCACGUGUUUAGAAAAUCUACUCCUUAUACGUUCCCCGGCGGAACAAGCAAAAUCGUCAACCAUAACAAUGCUCGCCUGGCUGAAGUCUGGCUUGAUGAAUGGAAGCAGUUCUACUUUGCCAUCAAUCCUGCUGCCCAAGCAUCAGAUAAAGGAGACCUGACGCAAAGAAAGCAGCUUCGUACUAAUCUCAAGUGCAACAGCUUCAGGUGGUAUCUUGAAAAUGUCUACCCAGAGUCACACAUGCCCUUGGACUACUAUUACCUGGGGGAUAUAAAGAAUGCAGAAACUGCCCAUUGUCUUGACACCUUCUCAAGGAAGGGUGGAGAAAACGUGGCUAUGGGUGCUUGCCACGGCCAAGGUGGAAAUCAAGUAUUUGCCUACACCAAGCGGCAGCAGAUCAUGUCAGACGACAACUGCUUAGACGCUGCUAGUCCACGGGGGCCAGUCAAGUUGAUCAGGUGUCACGGGAUGGGUGGCAAUCAGCUUUGGAUUUAUGAUAAGGAGGAGCAGACAUUCAAGCACGUGAACACUGCCAGGUGCCUGGACAAGCCAGAACCCCACGACAUGACUCUUCCGGUGCUUCGUGAGUGUGACGGUAGAUCUUCGCAACGCUGGGUGAUGCAGGGGAAGUUCAAAUGGCAGGCCACCUAGAGGAAGCUGAAGAACAAACUUCCUCCGCAUGACUACAGCUUGAGCAAGACGGAUAUGCAUUCCUCGAUGAUAGAAAGGGAUAUUAUAUGUCCAGAAGACAUUCCAAGAAUACACAUGUUUGCAAGCGUCCUGGAAGCAGUGAUGAUGCCAGUGUGCCCAUACACUGGCUUGUGAUUGACGCAGCAAAGGAGGGAGAGAAUUCUGCUCGGAACAAUCCCUACGUGAUUUUUUUCUCUCUCGUUGCCCUCCUGUCUGCACGAUUGUGUCAAUGUGCAAAAAGACAUGAAGGAGGUGAAUGGCUUCAUGUAUGACCUACAGAGGGCAGGACAACUUUAUUACGCAGUGGCAACCGAAGUACCACAGUGCUGUGGAGGUGCAUAACAAGCAGGACGUAUUAGUGUUCCACCGUGUUUGAAAUUUUGGGACAUCUAUAUACCAGUUGUGGUCCCAAAAUUUUGUUUUAUUUUUUUGGACUCGGCUGCAAGGUGUUUGCCCUUCUGGUAUCCCGUGUUGAACAUGGCACAAUGUUACAUUCUAUUGUUAAGGUUGUCUGUGCUUUUCCUGAAGUAGAUGGUAAAGGGAAUUCCUUUGUUAUGAACAUGAAGGUAGAAGUAGCGUGGUAUUUUUGUAAAAAAGAAAAUGAGAGAGAGGGAGAAAGAGACCUUGUUUCGUUGCUUAUACUGUAAUGGAAUAUGGAAAUGCGCACAUAAAUUUCCUUCGAUAUGUAGAGGGAGCAGCUGCUUCGACAUGCCAUCCUUCCCUUUAUGUUUUGCCUGUUGAAAUUCUGUACCAGAUUGUAUUUGCAUUAUAACCAGCACUCUGCAAUACAUAGUACUAGCAGUAAAAACUAGCGUCAGCCAGUUUGCAACAAACUUUAAAGGUUCCAAUUCAGUACUGUAUGUCUAUGCUUGUUUGUGCUGUGUGGUCCGGUAUGAGGUUCCUGAGUAACUAAUAGGUCCCAUUCUGUGAACGGGUAAUUUUUAAAAAGAAUUGUAUUGAAUGGUGCUUCUGUUAUAAUGUCAACAGGGUGCAUUGAUUUAGUUUACCAUGACUAGGCUGUUGUGGUGAAACGUUAUUUUUCUGUUGCACUAACACGUCACCAUAGCCAUCCUGCAGCUUUCUCAUGCUGGUGUCUUUCUUUUUUUAGCACAUCUUUUAUGAUAUUGCUUUUUGGAUCUUGCUGCUACUGAGAGGGGCAGAUAACAGCUUUUGAGGCUUCCGGAGCUUUACCGACGCUUAGCCGAUCUUCCUGGUUUGCUGUACCCCUCUGUCUUACAUGGUCUUUCAGUACGAGUUCCUUCCAACAGAGUAUUGGCUCCCUACCUGGAUUUAUAAAGAAAUUCAUUUAAAGCUACUGUCUCGAGAAAGGUAUUAGUUUACGAGCAAUGCAUUUAUUUGGAUGUAAUUUGUAACUUAUGAAUAUAUCAAUAUAUGUACUGCAUUUUGGCGUUCAGUAGACACAGUGCUUUGCUGUUGUCUCCUUGGCCCAUGAUUCCCUUCUGAAUGGAGACACCAUUGCUAGUUGAUUUGUACAAGAGGGCAUCACAUGAAAAUGUUGAGGAAUAAACUGUUUUCUUUUUCCAGGA
Messenger RNA from Ornithodoros turicata, 4148 nucleotides. RefSeq names its product polypeptide N-acetylgalactosaminyltransferase 5-like (gene Pgant5). Bases 817 to 2562 code for a protein of 581 amino acids. The record is from RefSeq and is a predicted model, not a curated record. Gene Ontology annotation, cellular component: Golgi apparatus. Gene Ontology annotation, molecular function: polypeptide N-acetylgalactosaminyltransferase activity. Gene Ontology annotation, biological process: protein O-linked glycosylation. NCBI's taxonomy places the organism in Eukaryota, Metazoa, Arthropoda, Arachnida, Ixodida, Argasidae. The transcript has 15 exons.